This is a messenger RNA of Lasiodiplodia theobromae, 1419 nucleotides long. Its product is annotated as Extracellular serine-threonine rich protein. Lineage: Eukaryota; Fungi; Ascomycota; Dothideomycetes; Botryosphaeriales; Botryosphaeriaceae. The record is from RefSeq and is a predicted model, not a curated record. The coding region runs from base 1 to 1419 and encodes 472 amino acids. The transcript is spliced from 3 exons.
AUGCAGCUCACCAACGCCCUCCUGCUGGCCUCUGCUGCCGUCGCCUCGGCCUCGGCCAACGCUCCCUACCACUUUGUGCGCAGGCAGUACAACAACGGCACCGCCGCCGUUGAGGCCGCCGCUGUGACCCCGGCCGACUUCACCACCUCGACCGUCUACGCCACCCAGCUGCACACCAUCACUUCGUGUGCCCCCGAGGUCACCGACUGCCCUGCCCGCUCCGGCACUCCCGCCGUCGUCACCAGCAUCGUCGCCAUCAGCACCACCGUGUGCCCCGUCACCGCUACCCAGACUCCGGCUGGCGAGGCCCCUGCUGGCACUCCCACCCCGGUUGCCUCUUCCGGUGUUGAGGGCGCCACUGAUGCCGGCGCUCCUCCCGCUGGCACUCCCACCCCCGCCGUCUCUUCGGACGUUGAGGGCGCCGUCCCCUACCCUACUCCCGAGGCCCCCGUCUCCGCUGCCUCUGUGCCCUCUGUUCCCCUCGGCACCGGCUCCCCCAGCACUGCCAGUGAUGUCCAGGCUGAGACUGCCCCCGCUGGCGAGACCCCCACCGUCGUCACCAAGACCAGCGACUCCACCCUGACCUACACUCUGGGCACCGGCAAAUCGACCACCGUCGUCACCACCACCGUCAAGAAGACCAGCUACGAGACUCUCUACUCGACCGUCUACGCUACCAAGUCUACCCCGGCUGCUGUCAAGGUUGCCUCUGCUUCUGAGGGUCUCAGCACCAUCUCCUCCACCUCGACCACCACCAAGUACAAGACCGUCUACCCGGUCACUCCUACUGGCUCUGGCGAGGUUUCCGCUGAGACUGCUGAUUCCGAGGCCUCUGGCACCUGCGCCCCCAAGACCGUCACCGUCACCGAGCCCGCCAAGACCGUCACUGUGACCGCUGGCGCGACCGCUGAUGUCCAGGAUGCCGCUGCCACCUCUUCGGCUCCUUUGACCACCAGCACCGUCUACACCACCCUGAUCCAGACCACCACCAGCGCUGGCCAGGAGCACGUCGUCACCAAGACCGUCGCUCUGUACACGACCGUCUGCCCUGUCACGGCAACUGCCACCCCCUCCGCCACCGCUGAUGUCCAGGACGCUGCUGCCACUUCGGAGGCUCCCCUGACCACCAGCACCGUCUACACCACCAUGCUCCACACCACCACCAGCGCCGGUAAGGAGCAGAUCGUCACCAAGACCGUCGCUCUGUACACGACCGUCUGCCCUGUCACCGCGACCGCCACCCCCUCCGCCCACUCGGUCGCUCCCCUCCAGUCCAGCUACAGCGCCUUCUACCCCACCCCGGCCUCCCAGGACGUUGACGCCGCCGCUGUUAGCACUCCCUGUGCCAGCACUGGCUUCGUCACCGUCAAGGGCGCUGCCGCCCCCAGCGGCUUCCGCUUCCCCGCUAAGAAGUACUAA